Molecule: messenger RNA, 1663 nt
Organism: Ruditapes philippinarum (Manila clam)
Lineage: Eukaryota; Metazoa; Mollusca; Bivalvia; Venerida; Veneridae
Product: sialate O-acetylesterase-like
Exons: 9
Coding region: 108-1616 (502 amino acids)
Biological process (GO): carbohydrate metabolic process
Molecular function (GO): sialate O-acetylesterase activity
Source: RefSeq, a predicted model, not a curated record
UGUUGAUAUGACGGCCUUGUGACUGGUUAAAGUAGGACUUCUCCAAAUCCGGCGUUCAUAUCUUAUCUACAGUCAGACUGCUGUUCUGUUCUCUAUAGGCUUCCACCAUGUUUCUGCAGAUCUUUGUAUUUUUUGUGCUGUUCGAAAGUCAAAAUGUAUAUGGAGCUGGUACUCUUCGUUUUUCGCAUUACUUUCACAGUCACAUGGUGCUUCAAAUGGAACCAGCAAAGGCACAGCUUUGGGGAUAUGCUACAACCAUUGGCGACACAGUUAACAUAAAAUUAAAUGGGACCGCAGCAGGUUCAGCAGUCGUAAACAAGCGAACGGACGGUCAUGCAGGUGGGGUAUGGUCGGCAUUGUUACCUGCUCAUAAAGCUGGAGGUCCAGUAACAAUAAGUAUCACAUCACAAGAUGGGCAUGCGGCUCUAUUUGAUGUUUUGUUCGGAGAUGUCUGGAUCUGUUCUGGUCAAAGCAAUAUGGCGUUCAGUUUGAAAGAUGUAUUCAACCAUAGCGUUGAGUUGGAGCACACAUCUCAUUUUAACAACAUCCGGAUAAUGAAGGUCAAUCUAAGGUCAUCCAAUACCACUAUGGAGGAGCCAGUGAUUGCAUUACCAUGGCGUAAACCUAUUGCAGAUAAAUAUACCGGAUUAUUUUCUGCGGUGUGCCUGUUGUACGCCGUUGAGUUGGCCCCACAUAUUAAUAGACCGAUUGGUCUGGUACAAACGGCAUGGGGAGGAACUCCAAUAGAAUCUUGGUCAUCUCCUGGUGCCCUGUCAACUUGUUCACAUAGAAUGAAAAGAGGGCCUCAUCAGCAUAGUGUUUUAUGGAACGCAAUGGUCUACCCGCUGUUAAGGGCUACCAUAUAUGGCGCUAUAUGGUAUCAAGGUGAGGCAAACUCCAGAGCUCCUGAAGCAUAUGCAUGUCAAUUUCCCGCCAUGAUUGACGACUGGAGGUCAAAGUUCAACGCAGCUUCCCAACUUCAAACAGACAAACAAUUUCCUUUUGGAUUUGUUCAGUUAGCUGCCAAUUCCAACAUUACCUUACACGCCGGAUUCCCGGAUAUACGGUGGUCUCAGACUGCAAAAUACGGAUAUGUACCAAAUCCGCGUCUCCCGAACGUGUUUAUGGCGGUCGCAAUGGACCUACCGGAUUACAAUUCUACUCGUGGGACCAUACAUCCAAGAGACAAACAGGAUGUUGCCAAGCGUCUAGCUCUGGCUGGAAGAGCCGUGGCUUACAAAGAGACUAACUUAGACUUCCAGGGUCCUAUACCUACUAGCAUUACACAAAUGACUAAUAAACUGGUGAUUGAGUUUGACCAUGGCAACAGUGCUAUAGAAGUCCGGGCAACCGACGGAUUUGAGCUCUGUUGCGGAAAUAAUAUUCACCACAAUUGCAGUUAUAAUGCCUGGAAACCAGCUCCAAUUGUCGCCCACGACCUUAGUACAGUCACUAUAAAUACGGCCGCAUGUCAUGGUAGCUUACACGUUGUGGCAGCAGUGAGAUACGCCUGGGAGAUGAGUCCAUGCGAGUUUAAGAUGUGCCCUCUCUAUGACAGUACUAACGAUUUACCGGCCGCAACAUUUGUCAAAUACGCUCCUUUUAACUCACAAUAAUUAUAUUUAUAUCAUGUUAUAACAAUAAACCAAAAAAUAUUAUAAUA